This is a messenger RNA of Lutra lutra (Eurasian river otter), 2801 nucleotides long. RefSeq names its product transmembrane protein 74B (gene TMEM74B). Bases 466 to 1173 code for a protein of 235 amino acids. The record is from RefSeq and is a predicted model, not a curated record. NCBI's taxonomy places the organism in Eukaryota, Metazoa, Chordata, Mammalia, Carnivora, Mustelidae. The transcript is spliced from 2 exons.
UGCGCGUAGGAGCGGGUCCGGGCGGAGGGAGCGUCGCGACUUUGCACCGCAGGGGCGGCUUAACCGGGUUGCAGCGUGGGGGAGGCAGGCGGCGGGGGAGGGGUCUCCCUCAGCACCCACCCCCGCGCCCCGCCCCUGCACCCGGCCCCGCGGGCUCAGAGCUUCAAUUCCCAGAGCUUGGGCGCAGGCGAAACAGAUAAGCCCUCGGGGGACAGGGAGGGGCUGGAGCCCGAUCCCCCGCGGGCCCGACAUCCAGCCUGCUACCCGCCUCCCGGUCCCUCCCCGCGCUAACUCUCCCGGCGCCCUCGCCGGCCGCGGGCGGAGCUCGAUCGGCGGCUCUCGGAGCUCCCGGGCCCCCGCCCCUGCCCCUCCUUCCCCGGAGCCCCCAGCGGCCGCCGCCGUAGAGCCCCGCGCGGCGCGAGCAGCUGCCAAGGGCCAAGGGAUGAGUGGGGGCCCACCUUCCCAAUGGCAUCUCCCCCCGGUCUGGAACUGAAGACACUGCGUAAUGGCCCCCAGAUCCCAAGGAGACCAGCUCCUCUGGGCCCGGUGGCUGCGCCCAGGGAGGGUGUGGAGAACGUCUGCUUUUCCUCAGAGGAGCACGAGACCCAUUUCCAGAACCCAGGGGACACCAGACUGGGUAGAUCCCCCAGUCCCCCGGCGGGGGGCCCCUCAGGGCCCCGAUCCCAGCGAUCCCAGCGGGACGAUCUAUCCCUGCGUUCUGAAGAGGGGCCGGGCCUGGAGCCCGUGAGCCGCCCAGUGGAUUACGGCUUUGUUUCUGCUCUGGUUUUUCUGGUGAGUGGGAUCCUCCUGGUGGUGACAGCGUACGCCAUCCCCCGUGAGGCCCGCGUCAACCCUGACACAGUGACGGCGCGGGAGAUGGAACGACUAGAGAUGUACUAUGCCCGCUUGGGCUCCCACCUAGACAAGUGCAUCAUCGCAGGCCUGGGGCUGCUCACUGUGGGCGGCAUGCUUUUGUCAGUGCUGCUGAUGGUCUCCCUGUGCAAGGGGGAGCUGUAUCGCCGGCCCACCUUCGUCCCUGGCAGAGGCUCCCGGAAGACCUAUGGCUCCAUUAACCUGCGCAUGAGACAGCUCAAUGGGGAAGGGGGCCAGGCGCUGGUGGAGAACGAGGUUGUCCAGGUCUCAGAAACCAGCCGUACCCUCCAGGGCUCCUAAGAGCCCACCCUAUCUGGCUGCUUUGGCUUCAGGGCUGCAAGGCCCCCUGAGAGCCUGGGGUUUCAGACUGAGCUCCACAGAGGGCCCUGCAGGAGGGGCCUUGGGUGCUGGAGGGGGAGUCCUGGGGCCAGAUCCAGGUGGCAGGUGGGAGAGCGCCCCCCCCCCCAUCUGUCGGCAGCUUGAGGUUUUGCAUUAUUUGGAGGAUGGCUUCUGCUGCUAAAAAUACAAAAGUUUGGAAACCACUGCCCAUGGAGGAUGAGGUUUCUUGGCGUUUCCAAGAAUUGAGAGCCAUCUGAAAGGCUGCCCCUCCUGUUCCCCAUGCCUUGGGGAAUUUCGGAAUCUCUGUGGUCCUCAUUAGCCAAGUGUGGGUGUUGGGCGACCUUGGAGGGACCCCCUGUUAGCCCUGACCGUCUCUUGGGAGGUGGCUUACCGAAGAGAGGAGAAGUCAGUACCAAGGUGACUGUCCUCUCUCCAGGUCUCAUUCCCCUACCUGUGAAGUGAGAGGGUUGGGCUUGAUGAUCCCCAGGGCCCCUCCAGUUCUGCCCAAGGAAUGGGAGCCCAGUAGAUCUCUGCCUCUGGCCACCUCUACUGGAAAGAGGGUGUUCGGCAGCUGCUCACCAUUCUUUGUGCCAUUUUCUGGUCCGGCUCCAGUGGCCACCACUGUCACACAUGCAGCAGCUCACAUGAUCCUGCGCAUGAUCCUUAAGAGAGGAGCCUCUUAAGUCCCCUGGUUAGGCAGGGUUCAAGUCCAAAAUUGGCUACAGCCUGAUUUGGAUCUUGGGAUUGAAUUACCUACAGUGACCAGAUCUUAGCACACGUCUAGCAAGGUCAAGUGCAUAGUUUUCACCAACCCCCCUGAUGGGAGGGUUUUGUUGUAUUUCCAUGGACAUGAUGUGGGCUCCCAGUACCUCCCGCUUCUCAAUAUUAUGUCUCCAUGCCUCACCUUAUUCUGGUAGCAGAAAAAAAAAUCUUUUUUAAUGCCAAAUUUGUAACCUCCCUACUCCCCUUUAGCAGUAAAGUGAGGCCCAGUGUAUGUAGGAGAAAUCAGGUAUGUUCUUGUGGCUUAGAAGCUCCCAGUGACCACUCUGUGUCCCGUUUUUCCUGUGGCAUGUUUGCAGGCUCUGUCCAGACUCUUUACACUACUGACCAGGAAAGAAGUGGGCCAUGGUAGGGCAGGGAGCUCCAGGUGCUUGAGGACUGGGGGAGGCAUCACCCAGUAUGAACAACCCUAGGGGCCUUCGAGAAUACAUGCCUUCUAGGCCCCCCUGGUGUAAGACUCUGUGAGUCCCCUGACCCCACACAGGUCCUGCUCCGUCUCCAUUGGCCGUGUGGGUCCUGGAUCCUAACUGUCCCUUGGGAGUGGGAGGGUGGGGUGGGAAUGGGGUCUGUGGGCUAGAGUAGCCCUGAUUGGCUGUAGCCUGAGUCUUCACUCUGGCGAGCUGAACAUCUGGGCAAUGUAACAUCACAGCUUCUAGGACAGAUCGGAUAUCUGCUCCUGCUGGCCGGUUUUGCCAGGGGCAGAGGGUCGGGGGAGGACUGGAGGGGAAAAGGGCUCUUCAGUGUGGCCUGCUGGGUUGCCUUCCUGGCGCUGAAGGGGUGUGGUUUGAAAAGAACAAAGCCUCAAGUGG